AUGACAAGGAGGAUUUAUACCGCAAACUUUUAUUUUACUGUGGUUGUUACUAUAAGCUGCCUUACUUUGGUGACUUCAGCAAUUGUUCCAGCUCAACAUUCAAGACAUCAUAGAGCMGCAGCUGAAUACAAACCGACUAACGAGGCAGAACCGACUGGUAAUCAACCAAACUCCACAGUCGAACCAGAACCGGAACCAGAGGCUGAAUCUUGGCCUGAACCUGGUCCGAAAUGGAGCGAAGCGUACAAGACUUGGAAAAGUGCUUGGGAAAUACACGUUUACUUGUUUGCCACAAGUUACUUGAUAAUGGGCUUCUAUGCUGCUUAUUACGUGGGUGUUAAUCUCUAUGAUGGUUUGGAAAAGAGGUACCUCAGCUUUAGUCUAAACGUCAUGGUUCUUGUCUUCUGCCUGACAAGGGCCUUCGUCAUGUACCUGGACCCUUAUCACCAGGGGGGCAUUAUCAAGGCAUUACAACUAAUGCGCAUAAUAUGGUCCAUAGGGGGACCUUGUUUAACAGCUUCUGAUUCGCUAAUCAUAUUAGCUAUUCUGGAGUCAAGUCACUUGCGGAUAACCAUCCCUGCCCUUCAGAAGGGAAAGGUGAUCUCGUUGAUCAUAGCCCUCCAUUUUGUGUUCAUCUUGGUAACAGAUUUCGUUGUUUCUUUAUAUGUUUCUGCCAAAGGAAUGAUUCUGUUUUGUCAAACUUUCUACGUAGUGUGGGGCUCAUUGCUUGGGCUGGGAUAUAUAAAACUUGGUUAUGUCUUGGRUAAACAACUGUUUGGUCACAAACCGCAUAAAGACAAGAGAGAUAAGAUCUAUGUGUGGCUCAUCUAUGCUUCUGGUGUCGCCAAUUUCUUUCUAGUCGUUAUCACGUUUUACACAAUGUUUGGAGUAUUUGGAGUGUAUUCUGAUGUUAAAUUUGUCAACGCUUGGAGCUGGUGGGGACUGCAGACAGCUUGGAGAAUCAGCGAAGUCGCAACAUGCAUCCUGAUAUUCACUGUCAGCGCGAAGAGAACAAGAAUAGAGGAAGCAAUCGAARAUAUUGGCGAAGGACCACAGAUUACAACUGUCGAGAGGAAGACGAGCAUGUUUACGCAUAUUGAAUUGGAAACAAAAGCCUUAAACGAACGUUCCGCCCUCUAUAAACCCUCGGGAAGCAUCAACACCGAUGCUAUGAUGGACUCUGAAGAAAGCGUGCACAGUACACAAUUUUAA
Exaiptasia diaphana is the source of this 1212-nucleotide messenger RNA. RefSeq lists its product as uncharacterized. The coding region runs from base 1 to 1212 and encodes 403 amino acids. NCBI's taxonomy places the organism in Eukaryota, Metazoa, Cnidaria, Anthozoa, Actiniaria, Aiptasiidae. The record is from RefSeq and is a predicted model, not a curated record. The transcript is spliced from 3 exons.